UUUUAACGCGCAUCUUAUGGUUGCAUGAAUAAAAUAUGAUUGAGAAGACGGAUGAAAAUGAUGUUGUAGUCACAAUAGGAGUUUGUGCUAUGGCGAAAAAAGCCAUGUCAAAACCAAUGAAGGAAAUUCUGCGCAGAAUGGACAAGUUUCAACACAUUAAGAUAAUAAUAUUUGAUGAGAAAAUGAUAUUAGAAUCACCAAUAGAGUCAUGGCCUAUUUGUGAUGCAUUGGUCAGUUUCUACUCCGAAGGAUUUCCCCUGAAAAAAGCUAUUGCUUAUUCAAAGCUCCGAAAGCCAUACCUUGUCAAUGACUUAGAGUCGCAAUACAUUUUGAUGGAUCGAAGAAGAGUAUAUGAGUGUUUGAUGAGGGAAGGUGUUCCAGUUCCGAGGUAUGCAUUUGUUGAUCGAACAUCGGAGAAUCCAGUAAAAGUUGUUGAGCUUGACGAUUCAAUCGAGAUUAAUGGUGAGGUUUUUCACAAACCGUUUGUAGAAAAACCUUUGCAUGCUGAAGAUCAUAAUAUUUACAUAUACUUUCCUAGUAGCGCUGGAGGAGGUAGUCAACGUCUUUUUCGAAAGGUUGGAAAUCGCAGCAGCAAGUACUUUCCACACAGCAAUAUUCGAACAAAUGGAUCUUAUAUGUAUGAGGAAUUUAUGCCAACAGAUGGUACUGAUGUAAAGGUUUAUACGGUCGCAGACGAUUAUGCUCAUGCAGAGGCUCGAAAGUCUCCUGCUUUAGAUGGAAAAGUAGAACGAGAUCAUGAGGGCAAAGAAGUUCGCUAUCCUGUGAUACUUACCCCUAGAGAAAAAAUCAUUGCCAAGAAAGUAGCAAAAGCUGUUCGGCAGCAAAUUUGUGGUUUCGAUCUACUCCGAGCUAAUGGGAUGUCUUAUGUUUGUGAUGUAAAUGGAUUUUCUUUCGUAAAGUCUUCCAAAAAGUACUAUGAUGACUGUAGUCAUAUUCUUGGUGUGUUGAUUACGCGAAAAAUAGCACCGCGCUUGUGUUUACCGACCAAUUUGCCUCCGGGUACGGAUGUAGAUACUCCACUGGUGCCCACAACUUGUGGAGCAAUUAUGGAACUUCGUUGUGUAAUCGCUGUCAUUCGUCAUGGUGACAGAACACCGAAACAGAAAAUGAAAAUGGAAGUUUGCCACCAGAAAUUUUUCUCAUUUUUCACCAAAUACGCUGGUGGUUGGGCUCAUGAACUAAAAAUCAAACGUCCUACCCAACUACAAGAAAUCUUGGAUAUUGUACGAUCGAUUUUAGAAGAAAUCGAUUCUGGCCAGUGUACUGAUAAUUGUCUUCUGCGAAUUAGACCAAAGUUUGAGCAACUCAAAUAUGUUCUGGAAAUGUAUGGGUCAUUUAGUGGAAUUAACCGUAAAAUUCAGUUGAAAUAUCAACCAAAUGGACUUGGUAAAGGAUCAAAGAUUGGCUACUCAAGUGGUUUUCCAAUAUCAUGUACUAACGAAUGUGACAACACCCAACCUUGUCUGUUAGUUGUUGCGAAAUGGGGUGGAGAAUUAACAGCCGCAGGCAAACAGCAGGCAGAAACCUUAGGAAAAGCUUUCCGGUGUAUUUAUCCAGGUGGAGAUGGCCACUACGGUAAAGAUCCUGGUCUUGGAUUAUUACGUUUGCACAGUACUUAUCGGCAUGAUUUGAAGAUUUACGCAUCUGAUGAGGGUCGGGUGCAAAUGACAGCUGCAGCUUUUGCUAAAGGUUUCUUAGCAUUAGAAGGGGAACUGCCUCCAAUCCUUGUUCAGAUGGUUAAGUCAGCUAAUACGAACGGUCUUUUAGAUAAUGAUAACGAUUGUCGUCAUUAUCAGCAGAUGGUCAAACGUCAAAUUAAUGAAGUGAUGUCGAAAAACAGCGAUUUCACUGCUCAAGAUAUUGCCACUCUUGUUCCUACCGGUGCACGUUCAAUCAUAAAUGCUAUGCAGUAUGUUGAAAAUCCGUAUAGAGCAUGUGGUCGACUGUUUGAACAUGUUCGCUUGUUAUCUAAUCGUCUUGCAUGGCUCUCAAGAAGUUCCAAAGAACGAAGCCGAAUCCACUUAUAUCAAGGUGAAAGUUGGGACUUAUUGCUCAGACGUUGGGGAAAGCUAUUAAAAGACUUUCGAUCUCCCGAAGGAGAAUAUGAUCUUUCUAAAAUCUCAGAUAUAUACGACAAUAUAAAAUAUGAUUUGCAGCAUAAUUCUGGCAUCUUACUAGAAUCUGAAGUGCAAGAUUUUUUUAUGUGUGCAAAGUCGCUAGCUGAUAUUAUUGUUCCACAGGAAUAUGGUAUAACAAAAGAAGAAAAACUAGUGAUCGGUCAACGUAUUUGUACUCCACUUAUGCGAAAAAUUUUAUCAGAUGCACGUUAUACAGAUGUCGAUGAAUGUACACGAUUGCAUGCUGGCCAUCGCCCAAACAACGGUGAACCUUGUCCUGAUUGCUAUUCAAAAGGAGUUGCUUCUCCAGAACGAUUUGUACGUAGUCGAUUAUAUUUCACUAGUGAAAGUCACAUUCAUUCAUUGUUAACUUGUUUAAGAUAUGGUGAAUUAGCUGAUAUUGUUACUGAUGAACAAUGGAGACGUGCUAUGGAUUAUGUGUCGUCUAUUUCUGAAAUUAAUUAUCUUGCUCAAAUUGUAAUAAUGAUUUAUGAAGAUCCUACUGUGGAACCGAAAACUGAAAAACGUUUCCAUGUUGAAUUACACUUUAGUCCUGGUGCUUUUGCAUUAUGUCAUGAUCUACCUGAAGGCAGUGGAUUUCGAUCUGGAAAAUUAGUGCGUCUAAAUUCUCAAAUAAGUGUAAUGAGUAGCGGUACAUCUGUGGAUAAAGGCAGUUCUGACUCUAUGCCACAAUCAGCAAUUCCUUCUGUUACACCUGGUGCUCCUGUUAGUGAACAAGACAAGAAAGGUCUAUUUGAUAAAUAUAGUUGUAGACAAAUAGAUCGAAGUGGUGAUUGUCAUCAAGAUCUUGGAUCAUUUGAUUCAAGUGAAUGUUCAUACUCGGAAUAUUGUCCUAAUGAUAAAGUUUCAGGUAAAUCUACAACAGUAGUAUCAAAAACACUUGAUUCUUUAGAUUUGUUUCGCUGGAGUUUCGAUAGUGAUAGAAAUACAUAUGAGGUAUGUAAGAAUCAAACAGAGACUUCUAACGAUUCCUCUCUUAUCGAGCAAUCUUUGGUUCGCAGAUCACAUAGUGUUCGUUGUUACCUUAAUUCCAAUGUUUCUCGAGAAAAUAUCGUAAAUCAUGAAGAAACUUUGAUUGUCAACCACAGAUCACAAUCUCAAGGUCGUCCUUCUGUUUUACCGUUAUCACCUGUGCCAUCAGCUUCUACUCUAGAGUUAACUGGUACUCCUACUUCAAAUACGGAAGUUGGUAUUGGACGAUUCACUGUGACACGAUUGGCCGAUAACAAAACUAGUUCCGGUCAAAACUUACCAAAUGAAUCGAAAACUGAUAAAUUAUCGUCGACAUCACCAUAUGCAAAUAAUCUGAAAGCAUAUCACCCUAAACAUUUUUCACGUUCAAAUUUCUGUCCACACUCUGUUCGUGGUAGAUCUACCUCAUGUCACCCUGAUGUUUACAGAAGUACAAAUUUAACUACAACAUUUUUGUCAAAACCUAGAUAUUCAUGUUUUUCAAAACUACUUCAAACAACAGGUAAGGUUAAUGAUUUUGGCGAGUUUAAGAAAUAUGAUUGUAAUGAACAAAUGUCUUUUGACUGUUCCUGUUCAAAUACAAAAUCGUCGCGUCUCGCCCCUGUUAUUCAAUGGCUUACAAAGCAGUCAGAACAUUUAAUGAAAUCAGAUGAAAAACAUGACAAUGUGGAUCAAAAAUCAAAUGCAAUCAAAAUAAAAGACAAGAGAGUUAGAGAAACACCGAACUGGUUAACUAUGGGCACUUGUAAAACGAAUGCAACUAAUUCCACUAAAUUGAAUCGACAUCAAAGUGCAGGUUCUGUUCCGUUAUCACAGAAUCAAAAUUUAACUUCCACAUCUUCAACUCGAACUCGUUUAACUACACUUCCUUCUGAUGAGUCGGUGACUCGCCAGACACAUGAAUUAACUCAGGUUAUGUUGGAGUUACCAUUCAAUCAAAUUAACUCUCAACCAGUCAACACUAUUCUGUCAUCAUCUGGAGCAGUAGACAGUGGUGUAGAUGAUGAUCCUGUAAUCAAUCAAACUUUGAAUGCUAUCACUUAUCCUAGUCGUCAAAGUCCAUAUCAUUUAGAUAUUGGACGUCUUGUAAGAGCUGUUGCUACUGGGGCACCAUUUGCUCCGCCAAUAUGUCGAAGUCUUAUCAGUACAGCGGUCAUACGUGGUUCACGUGAUGAUGGUCAAGCAUCUAGUAGUGUUCCUGAUUUCAAGAGAUUGACAGAAGAUAUAAGUGUAGCACCAAGAACAUUAACACCUGGAAGUUCUCAAGAAUUUUUGGCUCCCAGUGCACCAUGUGUCCCGGAAGUUUAUCCGCUGGAAACAUUACACAAUGCUUUAACUUUAAGUCAGUUAGAAGCUUUUCUUGUUCAAUUAACUACACAUAAAUUUCCAACUCCAUUCACAUCACCGAAACAUCCGUCUACGCCUGUAAAUUAUUAUCAUCAUCAUCAUCAUCAUCAACCUCAGUCAAAUCAAACUACAAUUGACCCAUCCUGUCAAUAUCAUGACUUAUGCACUAAUCUGUCUUCUUCAUUUCCGAUUACUACUGGGGAAGACACUGUUACACAAGACUGUGCUAAUGUCACUGAUGAAGUUUGUCUUGAACCUCAACAACCUGUUUUAUCAAAUGAAUUAUCAGAUAUGAUGUCAAUAAUCCCAUAUGCUUCACCAAUUGAUAAAAUUACUUACAAAAAUACAGAUCACCAACAGUAAAUCGUAAAGACUUUUGACGGUCUUUUGUUUUGUGAUUAACAAAAGUCAGUCCCUUCGUUUGUGGAUAUUUGAAGAAUUUGUCUAGUUCAGCUGUUGCCUGUGCUUUUGUAUAGACUUAUGAGAAAAAAAAACAGUCCUCUUAAACUAAUGUGAUUCCUUUCAUUUAGAUAUUGGCCUCCAAUUUACCAAGUGUUUAUUGGUUGAUUUAUUUUAGUAUUAAUAAUAUUAUUUCUCUUCAAAUGUUUUCGACGUGCCUGUAUUUACUUACUCAUUAGUUUCUUACUUGUACAUAAUAUAUAUAUGUAUAAUGGCUUCUUUUCAUAUUGUCUUUAUUUAUUUUGUGUAA
Messenger RNA from Schistosoma turkestanicum, 5187 nucleotides. The record is from the annotation of a GenBank genome assembly. Lineage: Eukaryota; Metazoa; Platyhelminthes; Trematoda; Strigeidida; Schistosomatidae.